AUGCUCCUACACUUCUCAGUGCUGCUCCCUCUAGACGACACCAACACCGACGUUCUCAUAUGGGCUUGCACCCUCGAUACUAGUCCAGCUUUUAUGGGUGACAGGACCGUCAGCAAUGCCGUUUCAACACCGAUCGACAAUCCGAAGCUCCGAGACGGCCUUCUCGAGCCUAGCAAGAAUGCUGCGCCAGCUUGUUUCAUCGGCGGCAGAGAAACAAGCGACGAGAUGGUGCUUGCUACCAGCGAAGGAAAGGCGUCCAGCAACAACUGCGACGAAACCUUCCUGUUCGCAUACCAAAGACAGACGCUUGCUAGCAUGCACAUUGGCAGUGGUCUGGGCAAGCAAACGGCUAUAUCGGCUCUUCAGGCUGUUGCUAGCAGGCUUCAGGACGACGAGUUGACGGCCAACUGCACCAUUGCCCCAGAUUUGCGGCGAUGGGCGAGGGCCUGA
Parathielavia appendiculata is the source of this 450-nucleotide messenger RNA. RefSeq lists its product as uncharacterized. NCBI's taxonomy places the organism in Eukaryota, Fungi, Ascomycota, Sordariomycetes, Sordariales, Chaetomiaceae. The transcript has 2 exons. The record is from RefSeq and is a predicted model, not a curated record. Bases 1 to 450 code for a protein of 149 amino acids.